Molecule: messenger RNA, 388 nt
Organism: Meloidogyne enterolobii
Lineage: Eukaryota; Metazoa; Nematoda; Chromadorea; Rhabditida; Meloidogynidae
Source: the annotation of a GenBank genome assembly
AUAUUUAGGAAUCUCCGAAAAAUUAAUUUUUUGAUUGUUUGUAUAAUUUAGUCGUAUAAAUACUGAUACUAGGAAUUUCUUUUGAAUUCUUUCAAUAUUAAUAAUGUCUUUUCGUAAGUAUGGAUUCCAAAUAGGAGAAGCAAACUCUAAUCCGGGUCUAACAUAAGUAUUAAACAUAUGUAUGAGUAUUUUGGGAUUUUUAGUUUUAAGUGUUUUAAGUAAAUUAUACAUAAUCUUAGAGGCUUUGUUUGUGAUAAAUUCAAUAUGUUCAGAGAACUUAAGGCUAGGUGAAAAUAAAAUACCAAGAUCUCUAACGACUUCAUUUUUAGUAUCUAUGGUUAUUCCAUCAAUAGAAUACUCAUUUUUAUGGUUCCCGUUACCUAGAUAA